AUGGGAAACAACGUAGAUGCAGUCCUAGAAGGAGGCAAGAAUCAUCAAUUAAUGAAGCCCUCUGACUUCAAAUUCCAUUACCUCAUAGGUAAAGGAGGGUUUGGCCGUGUGUGGAAAGGAGAGUUAAAAAGAACAAAGCAAGUUUUUGCAAUAAAAGAGAUGCAGAAGUCACGAAUUGUAAGCAAAAGAAGCGUUGGUUCAGUUAUGAAUGAGAGGAAACUGCUUUCAAUCAUAAAGCAUCCUUUCAUUGUCAACAUGGAGUAUGCAUGGCAAGAUAUAAACAAUUUAUAUUUAGCCAUGGACUAUGUACCUGGUGGUGAUUUAAGGUACCAUUUAAUAAAAAAUGAAAGAUUUACAGAAAAACAAACAAAAUUUUUUGUAGCGUGUAUUGUUACUGGAUUAGAAUAUAUACACUUGAAUGGGAUUAUCCAUAGAGAUAUUAAGCCUGAGAACUUGGUGCUUGACUCAAGAGGAUAUGUAAAAAUAGCAGAUUUUGGAAUCGCAAAGAGGAUUGGCCCUUGGCUUGAAAGAGAAAGUUCUGGGACACCUGGAUAUAUGGCUCCAGAAGUAAUGUGCAGCAAAAUGCAUGGAUUUGCUGCAGAUUUUUUUGCAUUAGGUGCGGUAACUUUUGAAUUUAUGACAGGUUAUCGACCCUAUUGGGGAAGAAACAGAAGAGAAUUAAAAGAUAUCAUGUUAAGCCAGCAAGUACAGCUGAAAAGAAAAGACAUUCCAGAAGGAUGGUCUUAUGAAGCUGCAGAUUUUAUAAAUAAACUUUUAAAAAGGAAACCUGAGGAAAGACUUGGUUUUAAUGGCCCGCAAGAGGUAAAAAAUCAUCAAUGGCUUCGAGACUACAAUUGGAAAGACCUAUUUUCUAAAAAAAUUGAAGCACCUUUUAAGCCAGGCAGAAAAGAUGAUAAUUUCGAUAAAACUGCUCACCCAACCCCUCCUUAAGCGAGCAAAAAAUUGGAAAAUCCCUAUUUUUGCCUAAAACCCACUCGUGAGCGAGCAAAGAUUUUUUAAUAUAAAACUUAUUUUGAUAUAUAAAUGAUUGUUAGUAUAAAGAAAAUUUCUAGCUAAUUCUGUUUAAAUUUUAAACAAUUGCAUUUUAAAACAUAAAUUCUACAAAUUUAAUUAAUUUUGCUUUAAAAUUAUUUCUAAUAUGGAUUUUUUUAAAUUUCUAAAAAAAUUAACCCUCAGAGAGCAAACUAAUUUUUUUUUUGUUUGCUCACAGAGAAGGGGAGUCAGGAAGAUUGGCUUGACGAUAUGGACAGCAAAACCUUUAAUACUUCUUUGCAAGACCUAUUUGAAGGCUUUGCUUUUGACAACAAAAAAAAUCAUGGAAGCGAUGAGAAUACUCAGCUAUUGAGUUAA
Molecule: messenger RNA, 1371 nt
Organism: Blepharisma stoltei
Lineage: Eukaryota; Ciliophora; Heterotrichea; Heterotrichida; Blepharismidae
Source: the annotation of a GenBank genome assembly